GGUCCCCACCACGUCCUUCUGUUUCCUGAGCUGUCUAGUUCCCCUCCUCAGCAUGCCUUCCUCCCGCGAAAUUAUCAAUAUCCAGGCCGGUCAAGCUGGGAACCAGGUCGGGGAAGCAUUCUGGCAGAUGCUUCUCGCCGAACACGGGCUGGAUAUGGAAGGGAAAUAUAUCGGUUCAGAUCCACUCCAGCUUCAACGCGCUGGUGUAUACUUCGACGAAAUAACCGGCGGUGCGGCACCCAAGUUUGUGCCACGAAGCGUCCAAGUGGAUUUGGAGGGUGGUGUUUGUAAUAGGAUCAAGGGCGGCCCUCUGGGGAGUUUGUUCCGCCCAGAUACGUUUCUCCACGCAGAGGUCGGUGCGGGGAAUAAUUGGGCAAAGGGCUUCUACACAGAAGGUGCCGAAUUGGUGGAAUCAAUUCUUGACAUCGUACGAAGACAAGCUGAGUCAUGCGACGCCCUUCAAGGCUUCCAGAUCCUACACUCGUUGGGAGGCGGGACAGGCGCAGGGCUGGGGACCCUUCUGCUGCAAAAGUUGCGUGAUGAGUUCCCUGACCGAAUGGUCGCCACGUUCUCGAUCCUGCCUUCCCCAAAGGUUUCUGAAACCAUCGUUGAGCCGUAUAACGCCAUGUUGUCGAUGCAUCAGCUUUGCUCUAACGGCGAUCUGAUCAUUUGCGUCGAUAACGAAGCUUUAUACGAUAUCGCAACCAAAACCCUCAAGAUCCCAAGUCCCGCUUUUGAGGAUUUGAACGGGCUGAUCGCUAGAGUUAUGUGUGGAGUCAGUACUAGUCUUCGAUUCCCUGGUCAAUUGAAUGGAGAUCUACGAAAGCUCGGAAUGAAUCUUAUUCCCUUCCCUCGCCUCCAUUUUUUGAUGCCGAGCUAUGCACCAUUCUAUGAUCCCCGUGCAGUGAAGUACGAGAAGAACUCGAUUCCAGAACUCACGAAGGCUCUAUUCGACCGCAAAAACCUUCUCGUGGCUUGCGACCCUCGCUUCGGUCGGUACCUCACGGCCGCAACAAUCUUCCGUGGUAAUAUCUCUUCCAGAGAAGUAAGUCAUGCGUACGCCGUGCAUGAUCUGCAGACCAAAAAUUCACAGCAUUUCGUUGAAUGGAUCCCUGACAACGUAUCGGUGUCGCUGGUCACUGUCCCCCCUGUUGGGCAAACUCAGUCUGCUACGGCCCUAGCCAACUCAACGGCCAUUCAGGAGGUGUUCAGUAGGACACUUGUCAGCUUCUCAGCCAUGUAUAAGCGUCGUGCCUUUUUGCAUUGGUACACCGGCGAAGGCAUGGACAUCAUGGAGUUCUCUGAAGCGGAGAGCAACAUUCAAGACUUGAUCGCCGAGUAUCAGCAGUACCAAGAAGCCACCGUUGACCCAGAAGAGGAGUACGAAGAAGAGGCUGCCGAGGACGCUGGCGAGCAAUAA
Laccaria bicolor S238N-H82 is the source of this 1420-nucleotide messenger RNA. RefSeq names its product beta-tubulin 2 tubb2 (gene LbTUBb2). Bases 53 to 1420 code for a protein of 455 amino acids. The record is from RefSeq and is a predicted model, not a curated record. Lineage: Eukaryota; Fungi; Basidiomycota; Agaricomycetes; Agaricales; Hydnangiaceae. Gene Ontology annotation, cellular component: cytoplasm; microtubule. Gene Ontology annotation, molecular function: GTPase activity; structural constituent of cytoskeleton; GTP binding. Gene Ontology annotation, biological process: mitotic cell cycle; microtubule cytoskeleton organization. The transcript has 25 exons.